This is a messenger RNA of Ahaetulla prasina, 4163 nucleotides long. RefSeq names its product DnaJ heat shock protein family (Hsp40) member C5 gamma (gene DNAJC5G). The record is from RefSeq and is a predicted model, not a curated record. The transcript is spliced from 6 exons. NCBI's taxonomy places the organism in Eukaryota, Metazoa, Chordata, Lepidosauria, Squamata, Colubridae. The coding region runs from base 367 to 927 and encodes 186 amino acids.
UGGCUUGAACCUCCCGCCGCGGUUUCGCGCUCUGGACUUUCUCUGAAUCUCCGGGAGGGUGGAGGAACAGUUUCAUUAUUAUUGCUAUUAUUAUUGUUGUUGUUUUCCUUGUCGGUCGCGGGACGCGCGCCGUGCAGUUUAGGGAGUUGCAAACUCUUGAAUGUCGGUGGGGUUUGAUUGACGGGCGGAAAUAAUAGGAUUUUCUGGCGGUGUUAGGCCCAAGAGAUUAAGCCAGCGCCGGACGAAGGAAUGACGGUGUAGCGGCUUCUGAGCUGUAGGUAAAAGGUAACAGUAGGCUUUUAAAGGACGCGACUGAGGAGAGAGGAGAGGCGGAUCCAGGGCGAAACCCAGGAAACCCAGAACAAGAUGGCGGAAGGAGGCCGGCCACAGAGGAAGAUGUCACGGGCUGGAGAGAGCUUAUAUCACAUCCUGGGCUUGGAAAAGGGUGCUUCCCCAGAAGACAUCAAGAAAGCGUACAGGAAACUGGCUUUGAAAUAUCACCCAGAUAAGAAUCCUGAUAAUCCAGAAGCAGCAGAGAAGUUCAAGGAGAUCAAUAAUGCCAAUGUAAUUCUCAGUGAUGAGAACAAGCGGCGUCUCUAUGAUGAAUACGGCUCCAUGGGACUUUAUGUGUCUGAGCAGUUUGGGGAAGAAAGUGUGAAGUAUUACUUCCUCAUGUCCAAGUGUUGGUUCAAGACAAUAGUAGCAUGCUGUGGCAUCUUUACAUGUUGCUGUUGCUGCUGCUGCUGCUGUUUCUGUUGUGGGAAAUGCCGCCCACCUGAAGAUGAUGAGUCAUACAAGUAUGUCAAUCCUGAAGACCUGGAGGCCCAGAUCCGUGCAGAAGACAAUGGUGGCGAUGCUAUCCGAAUGCAGCCAACAGCAAAUGCAACAUUGCACACUACAGAUGAGAAUCAGCCCCGCAGGCCAUGACCUUAGUUUGGUUUCCAGUCACAGCACAGUUCCUAUUCCAGCAACCAUUCCAGAGACAUUCUGACCAGGCCUGAAUUACCAAUCCUUUGGACUCUGAUGAAGUGCUCCCUCUCCAGUUGUGAUGCUGUGCAGUGACUUUGGUGAGGGUGCCUGAACGCCUGCUUCAGAGUCAUAAAUCUUCUCAGGGAACAUGGCCACAGACUUGCAAGGAGCUGGUUUGAAGGAAAGACACUUUAGCUCCGCCUCUUUAGGCCCAAGGAACAGCUUCCCCUUCUCCAGCGACAGAACAGUUCUUUGUUUAGCCUGUAUUCCCACAGCAGUGAAGGAAAAGAAAACGGAUGAAUGUUGCCAGCCCAGCAGUCUUUAUCCCCGGUCAUUCUUUCUCCUUCCAAUCUUGGUAUUUUGUAUUUUUAAGCCAGCCAUAUUGUGCCCUUGUCAAAGCCCAACUCAUGAUGGAGGAGGGGAUAUUGGGCUCCCUGCCUCCUAGUGCCAGGGAGGCAAACUGCCCUGCUAGGACUGUCGCCUGGCAACUGGGACUGCCCUUUCUGACCUAUGCAUUGGUGCCAAGCUGCAUUUCAGGGUGUAGUGUGAAAUAUGGUGGGAUUUGGAGUGCCUGCCUGGUAAAUUGGUGUUGCCCAUCAUCUCCCAAGAUGAACUGCUGCUCCAGAGAGCUUUAGUUGCUGUGUAGCAUCUUGCCCCUUAAGCUGCCCCAAAUCCUUUUCUGUGGGGCAGUACUGGGCAAGGGCAUUUUUCACACUGUGAUUUAAAAAAAAAAUUGUUAGGAUUUUAUCAGCACAAUUAAAUAUUUCUGAAGGAAAGAGCCGGAUUUUUUUUGUUCAUGUUUCCUUAGGAUGUAUUCAUUCAUACAUUCCUGGGAAUAUUGGGGUAGGUCUUAUGUACUUUGAAUGCAAUCUCUGCUUGGACCUUCAAGGACAUCCUAGUUUUCCCCUUAUGCUGGAAUUUUUUAGUUGAACAAGGCAAGUAACAAAUUACAAUUUUUAAUAUAUUUGUGGGCUGUAUUAUGCUAUUUAAGGAUCAAUAGCUGGCCUUGCAAAUACUAACAAUGGAUAUUUAAUUUGCACAUUAACUUGAAUGGGAAUGUGUGAAGUAUGUUGAGUUCUAUCUUAGAUCUAUCCUAUUCAACAUUUUUAUAAAUAACUAGUCCCUGGGGGGGGGGUACCUUGGAAAACAGAAUCAAUAUUUAAAACAAUAUUUAAACAAUAUUUAAAUAUUGAUAUUUAAAUGAUCAAGAGCUCUAAAUCAAAUUACAAGAAAUACAUAGCUAUAGAUCAAAUUGUAUACAACUGAUAGGAAUGGUCAUAAGCUAUAAGAUCAGCAAGUGAUACUACAGAAAUUUGCUUUUUUUAUCUUUUAUCAUUAGACAGCACAGGUUGUAAGGGCCCUUUCUCUCUCACACACAUUGGAGUGGAAUAAAGUGCCCACAACAAAUAAAUAAUGCCAGCAGGAACCACCAUAUGUGAGCCAGUACCAGUAUGUAAAAAUUCAGGCUUCUGAGGAGAAGCUUGAUUUCCACUCUUCCAUGUCUGACCUGUUUUGCUGCAGUCAUCUUUUAUUCUUUAAAUACUUCAAUAUUUUUUAAAAGACACUCACAUAGGAGAUGAAGCUAAUUUGUUUCAUUGCCUCAGAGCAGUGUCAUUCAACCUUGGCAACUUUAAGAUGUGUGAACUUCAACUCCCAGAAUUCCACACUUUUAAAAAUAGCCAAGUUGAGAAAUCCUGCUCCGAAGAAUGUAUCUUAAUCAUAUGAACUCUUUGACAAUAGAAUAGAAGCAGAGGCUGAAUUAUUGUCAAGAGAAGUAUAACAAAUGGGUAUCUGUAUAUGCAGGAACUUGAACUUUUGAAAUUGUAUGUUUUUAUAAUUUAAUUACAGAUGUGCACUAUUCUAGAAACUAACAUGCUUGACUCAGCCUUGCCUAAAAACUGUAUAGUCUCUUCAGUCUUAAUGGUAUUAUAUGGCUUAAGAAUAAUUACUUUGGUACUAAUUUGACUCCCUGUUUUAGCAGAAAAAUAAGUAUUAAGAAGUGACUAUUCUCCACAGUUGGGAGAAUAAUAAAUGGGUCAGGAAGAUAUAAUCAGACACAUAUUUUUGCUUUGAGAAUCAGGCCUAGGUCCAAGCUACUCAAAAAAAAUGUUUUCUUUUAUAUAUCAUUUUAUUAAAGAUCUUUUAAAGAAUAGAAAAAGCUAACAUAAACUAAUGUAAAGAAAGAAAAAAAAAUCAAAGAGAGGUGCAAGAAAGAAACACAUAGAAAAAAUAUAAAGCAAAUGUUUAGAGAGGCUGUAAAGCACUGUGAAGCAGUAUAUAAGUGCUAUUGCUAUAACUUUACCUCUAUGGUUACAACAUAGAGUUGUAUAUCUUUCUAUAUCUAUUCUGUUUAAUCAUCAAAACCAUAAAUCAUGUCCAUUUUUUCUAUUUCAUGCAAAAAGUCUGUAAGGGAUUUCCAGUUAGCAAUAAUUGUAGAUAUAUUUUUCCCUAACCAAAGAAGUGAACUUAGACAGUUAUAUCAUUUUUACCAACCAUUCCUCCAUUGGGGAUAAUGCUGAAUUCUUUCCAUCUUUAUGCAUACAAUAAUAUUGCUGCAUAUACAAAGUUCCAUUUCUUUUCCAACCCUUUGUCUUUCAGUCCCAAAAGAAAAAAAAAUACUGGUUUCAAUUGUACAUUAAUCUUUUAAGAUUAUCUUAAUUGAUGUAUGUAUUUUAAUGCAAAAAGUUCUAGCUUUUUCUUGCAUAUCCCAAGCAUACUCCAGGCUCUGACCAUUGCACCACUAUUCUGCGGUGUUUAAUAAUGAUUAUUGGUGAUUUUUUGUGCUGUCCUGGACAUCUGUGAUAAAAUCUUCUGUUUCUGUUGUAAGCUGAAAGCCUUUUAGCUGCUGCACUAAGUCCACACAAAUCUUUUCUAAGAAGCCUUUCCAGUAUUCUAAUCCCAUAUAGCAUUUCAGUGGGAUGGAUUCAGUCAGCGAGUGAGUGCUUUUCCUGCAGAAACUACCAAAUCCAUCUUUUGGCAUUUCAUUUAAAAGGAUAACAAGUAGCAGGGCUGGAAAACCGAAAUCCUGGAGAAAUAUGAUCCAUCUGAAGAGGCAACAAUGGAUGGAAAUGAUGUGUUUCAACCUGAGACAAUUUAACAAAUGUUUGUAUAGGUAUUAAUGUUUUGUUUUUAAAAAAAAUAUGCAGAAAGAAGAAAACCUAUACAAAAAUAAAAUUGUCCUAUACUAAACAUAA